CAAUCAAUGGUCCUAAUUCUCAGAAGGAUAGUCCGCAGAGCUGUGAGAUAUCCUCUUAACGUGUCAAGCUUCAUACCUACUCUAUUUCGACCAUUUUCCACGUGCCAUUCAUUCCUUAUGCCACCUUCAUUAAAACGGAAAGCUGAGAAGUCACUGGAGUCUUCUAAGCAUGGUAAGACAAAGAAGGAAACUGUAGAUAUUCCUGAGUAUCACCUUGCGGAGUCGAGACGGGAUGACAGUGGGGAGAUUGUGUGGCCGGCAAGGAGUGCACAGAUCGAGAGGGCUAGGGAUCUUAUAAGGGAAUGUGCCCACGCAGGAAAACCUACAUUGAUCCUCCCUGAUAAAGACGCCGAUGGCUUAUCAUCUGGAGCUAUAUUGCAAAACACUCUCACAUCUCUCGGACUCACGAAAUCUUUAAUAUCAGUCUACUUCCCCCCCAAGGGCAGCAAUAUUCACGACGACACCACCCGAGAAGUUAUAUCUACAUUGCCCCCUCCAGCCUACAUAUUCGUCUUGGACCAAGGCAGUAGGAAGACCCGACCAAUACUCGAUACCCCCCAUAAAUGUCUCAUCAUCGACCAUCACUUCGCAGAAGAAGGCGGAUUCCCCGAAGGCGCCGAGUACGUCACCGCUCACGACUGUCCGCCUGUAGCAACCAGCGCCCUCCUCACCUACCACAUUUGCCUAGACUUAUGCCCAGACCUCCGCGACAAACUCUCUUGGCUUGCCGCCCUCGGAACCCACGGUGAUCUUGGCACAUCUUUAAAAUGGCUGCCUCCUUUCCCAGACAUGACCGCCACGUUCAAAAGCUACUCGAAAAAGAGCAUCAACGACGCUGUGAGCCGCGUGAACGCACCCCGCCGCUCCGCCGCUUACAAUGUCAAAGCAGCAUGGACAGCCGUCAUCAACGCAGCGAGCCCGUCUGCGCUGGCAAAUGACACCGCGUUGCUCGCUGCAGGCGCUGAGGUCCGCGAGGAAACUGAGCGAUGGGCUCAUGUCCCUCCUCGCUUCUCAAAGGACGCCACGAUUGCCGUGUUAACCAUUAAUUCUGCUGCUCAAGUUCACCCUUUAAUCGCUACGCGUUGGGCAGGGUCUCUCAAGUCCGAUAAGUUGGAGAUCGUGAUGUGUGCCAAUGAGGGCUAUCUACCUGGAAUGGUGAACUUCUCGUGCCGUGUAGCACGGAACGCUCGAGCGAGAGAGGGAGGCGAGAAAGUGGACAUUAUUCAGAAGUUGGAGGGGCUGGUGGCUGGAGAUGAUGCAUUAAGGGAGCGUUUGGGAGACAGUUUUGCGAGAGGACACAAGGAGGCCAGUGGGGGAAUCGUGAAGAAGGAGGUUUGGGAGGAGUUGUAUAAGUUAAUGGGGAUUGGGGAGAAUGUGAAAGGGAAGAAGAAGGCGGAGGGGAAGGGGAAGGAGAAGAAAGCUGUUCAAAAGAACACUUUGACGAAUUAUUUUGUCAAGGCUACUUGA
Messenger RNA from Periconia digitata, 1467 nucleotides. The record is from the annotation of a GenBank genome assembly. NCBI's taxonomy places the organism in Eukaryota, Fungi, Ascomycota, Dothideomycetes, Pleosporales, Periconiaceae.